Molecule: messenger RNA, 1843 nt
Organism: Schistocerca americana (American grasshopper)
Lineage: Eukaryota; Metazoa; Arthropoda; Insecta; Orthoptera; Acrididae
Product: zinc finger protein OZF-like
Exons: 7
Coding region: 1-1398 (465 amino acids)
Biological process (GO): regulation of transcription by RNA polymerase II
Cellular component (GO): nucleus
Molecular function (GO): RNA polymerase II cis-regulatory region sequence-specific DNA binding; DNA-binding transcription activator activity, RNA polymerase II-specific
Source: RefSeq, a predicted model, not a curated record
AUGGCCCUUACAGCAGAGGCUGCCUCAAUCACUGGCAGCAGGAAGCCAGUGGCCCCUGGCUGGCAGAUACCUUUUAUCCUUUUAUAUUUAAACAUCAAUGCAUUAUAUAUAUAUUGUCGUCUGCUAGCUAAAAUGGGAUCAAUCAAACAACAACUAAUAUCAGUUCAUUUACUCACAUCAGCUGUCUUGUGGAGAGUCUUCUUGGAGCACAAGUAUAGCAUGAUACUUUCCUUUCUCUGCACUGAUUUUCUUACUUGCAUAUUUUGGUUUACAAUUAAAAAUGCAGGCAGUUUAUUGACAUGUUACAGGAAAGUGCUGGGGAAUGCAAAUAAUGGUCAGAGCUAUGCAUGGCUGCUUUGCCUUGACAUUGCAGUUGAACUUGCUCAAUUAGACUGCAGGAGUCUGACAAAGCACUAUAAAACACAUGCAGGUGAUAACACUGUGACAUGUAGAACAUGCCAUGCAACAUUUCCAUCAGUGGCAGGCCUGCUGAACCACCGCAAGACACAUGCACCUCCUGGCUCCUCUUCAGAUUGGGAAAUGAGUCCUGUUGCUACCAGUUCUGUUACUAGCACUGCUCCAGUUUCAAAUUUUGCUGGAGGGGUGCCUCUCCUAACUGCUACACCAGUUUCCUCCCCUUCCACAACAAACUUAAAUAGCAGUGGCUCAGAGAGUUUCCGCUGUCCAAGGUGUGACAAGCUUUUGUCUUCAAAAUUGUCUCUGGCUCUGCACACCCGUGUUCACACAGGAGAAAAGCCUUUUGAAUGUGGAGUGUGCCACAAACGUUUUACUCAGAAACCAGCACUUACUUAUCAUAUGCGACUACACACUGGUGAACGUCCUCAUAUUUGUCGCUUUUGUGGAAAAGGAUUCAACUCAAAGGUCGGCAAAGAAUCUCAUGAAAGGAUUCAUACUGGUGAGCGACCUUACAGAUGUGGCCAAUGUGGAGUUGGCUUUCGUUGCUCAGCUAAUUUACGCCAACACACCUGGAUCCACACAGACUCAAGGCCUUUCACAUGCAACAUAUGUCACAAACCAUUCCGUCGUCGGGAAGCUCUUCAGGUUCAUACACGUACACAUACUGGGGAGCGACCAUACCAGUGUCCUCGCUGUGGACGACGAUUUACACAAAAGGGCGAUAUGCUUAAGCAUGCGAGAUCCCAUGAUCGCCCAGGGGGAGGACGUGCACCAGCUGCUCCUGCUGCAACAUGUGGCACAUGUGGGCAGACUUUUGCUCAGCGGAAGCAUCUCAAAGCACAUCGUUGCCUUCUUGCCACAAAACCCACUGAUUCACCUGCAGAUAUCAUUGCCAUUGAUACUGAUGAUAUUAUCACAUUUCCAGAAAUAACAGUCGUUACUAAUGACACUCAAGACUUUGAUGUGGGGUAUGUGUCAUGACCUCCAUUGACAGUACACCUUAUGAUGUGAAAAGUGCAUAAUUCCUGGGGAUUCCACCAAAGGGGUCUGUGUAUACUCCUCUAACGGAAAUAUGUAGGAAAUACUAUUUUCCACCAUUAAUUGUGGCCUUGUGAAAAGCAGUGAAAAUUACUAUAAUUUUUAAUGUUGUUGAACAAUUCUUAUUAAGCGCCAUGAAAUUAUACAAAAGACUUAUGUAAUGCACUGCUACAUUGUGACUUAAAGGAUGUGUAGCCAGUUUCCGGUAUAUAUUAAGAAAGACUUUACAUGAAGUGAUUCACUAUGCUUGACAUUUGUUAACAAUAUUUGUAAUUUCCUUACACAGUAUUAUAAACUGGAUUUCAUCAGGCACUUUCCAUGUCUUACUUCAUGAAGCAAGAUGAGCCUCUUGAGUGCAUGAUGGAUGUUGCAGAAACUGAAAUCAUCA